CUGACUGCUGUGAUAUUUGAUACCAUGUCGGCCACCGUAGAAGACGAUAAACAUCCAGGAUUACGUUGGGAGUGCCCGGUGGUUUUCUACAUCAUUUGUAAACUAGAAAGAUUGAUAAUCAUCAAUUCCGACGACUUUGAUAGAGGCAUCCUAGCCCAAUAGAGGAAAGAUGAGGCUGAAAGAGAUCCAGAGGACCGCUCAUCCAGCAUGGAGCCCUGCCCCCCACCACCCUAUCUGCCUGGCUUUAGGCACGUCAGCUCAGCAGCUGGAUGCGUCAUUCAACACCACUGCCGCCUUGGAAAUAUUCCAGGUGGAUUUUGCCGAUCCUUCCCUGGGCAUGAAGCUCAAGGGGUCCCUACCUACUUCUAACAGGCUCCAUAGUCUGGUGUGGGUAAACUUUGGAGCAGGAGAAGACGGUUUGGGAGGGAGACUGAUUGGAGGCAGUGAUAAUGGCACGGUAACGGUGUAUAGCCCAGAAGCCAUCGUAACAUCAGGGGCAGAGGCAAUAAUAGGACAGUCUGACAAACACACUGGGCCUGUCAGAGCACUAGACUUCAACCCCUUUCAGAGUAAUCUGUUGGCGUCAGGUGCAAACGAUUCAGAGAUCUACAUCUGGGAUUUGAACAAUUUCAGCAAUCCAAUGACACCCGGUACGAAGUCACAGCUUUGUGAGCCUCCUGAAGAUAUCAGUGUAGUGUCGUGGAACAGACAGGUGCAACACAUCCUGGCCUCUGCAAACCCCAGUGGGAAAGCAGUGGUCUGGGACCUGAGGAAGAAUGAGCCCAUCAUCAAGAUUAGUGACCACAGCAACAGGAUGCACUGUUCAGGGAUGCUCUGGCACCCUGAGGUGGCCACCCAGUUGGUCCUGGCCUCAGAAGAUGACCGCAUGCCAGUCAUUCAGAUGUGGGACCUGCGCUUUGCCACGUCCCCUCUCAAAGUUCUGGAGAACCACACAAGGGGACUUCUGUCCAUAGCGUGGAGCCAAGCAGACCCAGAGCUGUUGCUCAGUAGUGCUAAAGACAACAGGAUCCUCUGCUGGAACCCAAACACUGGAGAGGUGAUCUAUGAAUUACCAACGACCAAUCAGUGGUGCUUUGACAUUCAGUGGUGUCCCAGGAACCCAGCGCUGCUGUCGGCGGCCUCGUUUGACGGCUGGAUCAGUGUGUACAGCGUGAUGGGAGGAAGCCUGGAGGCCCAGCAGCAGAGCAGGGCUGAUCAGAUCUCCUCGUCCUUUGACACUAUGGAUCCGUUUGGGACAGGCCAGGUGCUGCCCCCUCUGCAAGUUCCCCAACCCACCCCUCAGACCACCCUCGUCGCUCCGCUGAAGAAGCCCCCCAAGUGGGUUCGUAGGCCCGUAGGAGCCUCAUUCGCUUUUGGUGGGAAGCUGAUCACCUUUGAGAGUCCUAAGGCUCCAGUCCAGAGCCCACAGCCCGUCCCUGUCCCCAGGCAGGUGUUUGUGAGCCAGGUCACCACGGAAACAGAGCUCCUUCAACGUUCCAGAGAGCUGCAGGCUGCUCUGCAAUCUGGAUCCUUGUCAGACUACUGCCAGGCCAAGAUCCACAAGGCCCCCACAGACUCUGAACAGGACAUAUGGAGGUUUCUCCUGGUCAACUUUGAAGAUGAAGCCCGGGUCAAAUUCCUGAGACUUUUGGGUUUCAGCAAAGAGGAUUUAGAGAGGAAGAUAUCCACCUGCUUGGGGAAGAACCUGCAGCCUAACGGACACGGAGUGGAUGCCAACGAUCUGGCUGAGAAGAUACAGCUGCUCUCUACUCAGAGGUCAGAAGAAUCCGGGGAUGAGGUUGACUCCACCAAGACUCCGGGUUCAUCCUCGCCCUCUGACUUUUUCAGUCAGAUCCCACCACAACCACAAGACAAGGAGAAGAAGAUCAGCUUCCCGAUCCCUGUCUCAGCAGAUGCAGAUGGUCUGAUCAGCCAGGCUCUGCUGGUGGGAAACUUUGAGGGAGCGGUGGAUCUGUGUCUGAACGAGGGGCGCUACGCUGAGGCCAUCCUGCUGGCGAUCAGUGGAGGACAGGAGCUACUGCAGAAGACCCAGCAGACAUACCUGGACGAGCAGAGGAACAGCAUCUCUAUGCUGAUCUCAUCCGUGGUGACCCAGAACUGGGGAGACAUCGUGCAGAGCUGUGCCUUGGAGAACUGGAAGGAGGCUCUCGCUGCUCUCCUAACCUACGCUCACCCCAAAGAGUUUGCUCAUCUGUGUGAGACCCUGGGGUCGCGUCUGGAGGGGGAGAGGACAGAGAAACGCUGUCUGCAGGCAUGUCUCUGUUACAUUUGCUCUGGGAACAUUGAGAAACUAGUGGAAUGCUGGGCCCUGCAGAGGGACUGCUCAUCUCCCCUGGUUUUAGAGGACUUGGUAGAGAAGAUGAUGGUUCUGCGUAAGUCUGUGGAGCGUCUGAGGAACAGCGAGGUGGCUGUACAGAGUCCUAUCCUGGCUGACAAGCUGACUCACUACGCUGGUCUCCUAGCUUCACAAGGCAGCCUGGCUACAGCCCUGUCCUACCUGCCAGACACCUCAGACCAGGCUUGCAUCAUGAUGAUGAGAGACCGGCUGUUCCACGCCCAGGGAGAGGGAGGAGCUGCAGGGGGGCAACAGCCCCCACCGUUCCCUUACAACAGAGUCAGGGUGACUGGCGGCGACCCUGCCCCUGCUCAGGCCCCUGCUGCCCCCGUCCAAGCACAACCACCAACACAGACACCGGGGCCCUACCAGCCUCCUCUUCCUGUGAUGUCAGUGGGUGGCCAGCCUCCUCCUCCUGUGAUGUCAGUGGUUGGCCAGCCUCCUAUGACGACAGUCUUCACUCCUCAAGCUGCUGCUCUCUCCAGAGGGCCACCUCCUCCUUCCUAUGGCGGUCUGCCACCCUCCUCCCCUGCUCCUCCACCUAGUGGGCUGCCACGUACAGGACUACGGCCAGCCUACCCUCAACAUCCUGCCACUGCCCCAGGGUUCUCUCCACUCCAGCCAUUCCAGCCACAACAGCAUCCCAUGUCUGCAGGACUAGGUGGCCCCGGCCUCUCUGCCUUCCCUCCAGGACCUGCUAUGCCAGGCUCCAGCCUAUCUGGACCCCCCCUGCCUCCGUUCUCUGCCCCUGGCGGCCUCCCCACCAUGCCCAGCCCAGGGCCACCUCCGUCAGGCUUCACCCCCACCUCGCUCCCUUCAGGCCCCAUGCCACCCAGCUACCAGCAGCCUGGGGCCCCUGUCGGCAUGUACCCACCAGGGGGGUCUCACCUCCACAGCCAGGGCCCACCUGCAGGUCCCCCUUCUGGGCCGUACCCACCCCUGGGACCUGGGUACCCACAAGGAGGUCCUGGAGCCCCGGCCGUCAAGUCCUUCUCUGCUCCGUCGGUUGCUCCUCCUCCUACAGGGUACUUCCCUUGGCUGAGUACUCCCCUUGUUGACGAUGAUGAAGGACAAGAUGGCUGGAAUGACCCACCAGCAGUACGAGGGGGUUCUAGGAAGAAAAAGGUUGUCCCAGACAACUACACCCCUCCGGCUCCCAUCACCGCCCCUGUUAUGGGGGGUUUCCCCAUGGAGGGCCAUCAUCAUCAGCCCCAAGGACAGCAGGGCCACGACCCCAGCCACACGCAGCAGUUCCCCCCAGGGGCCCCUCAGGAGCCCAACGUACAGCUCCUCCAGGCGCUGCCGGCUGAGAGGGUGGAGCAGAGAGAGAUCCCUACAGAGCACAUGGUCCUCAAGCAGACCUUCGACAGCCUGGUUCAACGCUGCCAGCUAGCCGCACAAGACCCACAAACAAAAAGGAAACUUGAGGAUGCAUCGAAACGCCUUGGGUACCUGUAUGACAAGCUGAGAGAGCAAACGCUGUCUAACAACAUCCUGGGGGGUUUACAUGAGAUCAGCCGCUGUGUGGCGGGCCAGAACUACCAGCGUGGCCUAGAGGUCCACACUGCUGUGGUCACCAGCAGCAACUUCAGCGAGAUCCAAGCCUUCAUGCCCAUCCUCAAAGUGGUCAUGACCAUCGCCAACAAGCUGGGCGUCUGACCACUGAUCCCACACCAAGGCAGGCUUCUAGAAUAAACCUGAUUUCCUAUAAUGCUCUACUUUUGACCAGACCCUAUGGGCUCUUUACGGGCCCCGUGGGCCCUAUGAUUUAUGAGGGCCCCGAGGGGUCUAUGAGGGGCCCCCGAGGGCUCUUGUCAAAAGUAGUGCUCUAUAUAGGGAGUAGAGUGCCAUUUGGAACACUCAAAAACACACCAAGAUAAAAACAGCCUUCAGUGUUAUCAUAUGGAUGGAUCACAAUGUUAUAGAUUACAUAUUUAUUUCUUUUUCAGCUGUUGAAAUGUGCUUUGAUAAAGAGAACAUGAUUGCAGAUGUGUGGUUUUCGCUUGACUAAAGCCGACUCAUUGAAAAGGUUUCAGACUUGGCUGAUGACGAGAGGUUCUCUCUGAGAAGACGAGUCACUGUGGUGGUUAUCAACAGCAAAACACCCAAUAGUAUUAAAGAAGUUGAGUCCUUUUAGCUUUUCGAUGGGAAGAUACCGGAUGUUAAAUAUUAAAGAGGUGGGGGUUACUGGUGUGGGAGGAUUGUAAGAUAGUUGAGGAUUUUAAUGUCAUAUGUUUGAGAGUGGAGAAAGAUACGCAAAUGUCUCUGAACAAUGUGGGCUUGGAUUCUCUGGCUGUCAGUAGUUCUUAACAUGGUAACACAUCCAACUAAGGGAAGACUUUGGAGAGCGAGGUUGUUUUUGUCCACCUUCCUACCUCAUCUUUCCUUAACAAACCACACAACGUCCAGCUGAUUUUUACAAUAGUUAGGAAGAGUGAAUGAGUUAUAUACACUUUUGUAAUGCAUACUGUACCACAGCGCUGAAAUUGUUACUUUUUUCACUGACAGACCAGUGUGUUCUAGAGACCAGUGUGUUCUAGAGACCAGUGUGUUCUAGAGACCAGUGUGUUCUAGAGACCAGUGUGUUCUAGAGACCAGUGUGUUCUAGAGACCAGUGUGUUCUAGAGACCAGUGUGUUCUAGAGACCAGUGUGUUCUAGAGACCAGUGUGUUCUAGAGACCAGUGUGCUCUAGAGACCAGUGUGCUCUAGAGACCAGUGUGCUCUAGAGACCAGUGUGCUCUAGAGACCAGUGUGCUUUAGAGACCAGUGUGCCAUCUCUUACUUUGUUUUACAUUUUCAGGCCAAAGCACUGCAACGACUAGCUCUGAUCCAGGGUGUUAUGUGCAGCUUGUUGACUCAGAGCUGUGUCAGAGCCUGCACAUUACACCCUGGUCCAGAGCUAUGCAACAACAGAAUGUCAUUGGAUGAUUCUUGUGGAGUUGCUGGAUGUUUUUAUAGUCAGUCCGCGUUAGUCACUAUAGAGCGGCCCGCUGCUGUCAGCUAGCUUGUGUGAUUGAGAUACUGUAUGAGAACUGUGUGUGUCCUGGUUGUUGGCUUCGCCCCCUGUUUAUAGUGUGCUGGCUUCUGUUGUGUAUAAACUGUAAUGAGCACACCAAUGUAAACAGCUUCGACGUGGUUACACUUGACAUUUCAUGCUGAUUGAAGAACGUGGCAGUUAUCGACUGAAAUAUGAAUUAUGGCAAAGAAACCCAUGAAUAAAUCUCUUGAAAUAUUUUUGUGAAUUGUAAGUGGUGCGUAAGCUACACUCCCCCUAUUUUUUUGUUGUCAAGGUUGACGAUUUCCCUGUUUAAUAAUUAAUUCAUAUUUCCCCAUUUUUAAUCAUGAAUUAGUAAUUCCCUGUGUUUAAGGAAUUAGACACUUCUUAUGUGACUUGUUGCAUCCUAUAUUUAGUUUCUAAUUGUGCGUAGCCAUAGAAACGACCUUCCCACGCCACCUUGUUCUUUUUCAGGAGGGGGGGGGGGGGGGGGGGGGUUGUGCACACCAAAGCUAAUCCAUUCUAGUGUUUUGUUCUCAUUGGGAGUGGUCUAUGCUUACGUAUGUACUUAAUAUUAGUCAAGAUCUAAUGUGCUAAAUCAAAUGUUUGAGAGCUGGAGCAGUGGAAAUGUGUUCUCUAGAGUGAUGAAUCACGCUUCACCAUCUGGCAGUCCGACAAACGCAUCUGAGUUUGGCGGAUGCCAGGAGUACGCUACCUGUCCUACUGCAUAGUGCCAACUGUAAAGUUUGGUGGAGGAGGUAUAAUAGUCUGGGGCUGUUUUUCAUGGUUCGGGCAAGGCCCCUUAGUUCCAGUGAAGGGAAAUCUUAAUGCUACAGCAUACAAUGACAUUCUAGACAAUUCUGUGCUUCCAACUUUGUGGCAACAGUUUGGGGAAGGCCCUUUCCUGUUUCAGCAUGAUAACAAAGCCCCUAUGCAUAAAGCGAGGUCCAUACAGAAAUCGUUUGUCGAGAUCGGUGUGGAGGAACUUGAUUGGCCUGCACAGAGCCCUGACCUCAACUCCAUCAAACACCUUUGAGAAAAAUUGGAACGCCGACUGGGUGCCAGGCCUAUUCGCCCAACAUCAGUGUCAGACCUCACUAAUGCUUUUGUGGCUGAAUGGAAGCAUGUCCCCGUAUUAAUAUUCCAACAUCUAGUGGAAAGCCUUCCCAGACGAGUGGAGGCUGUUAUAGCAGCAAAGGAGGGACCUACUCCAUAUUAAUGCCCAUUAUUUUGGAAUGAGAUGUUCAACAAGCGAGUGUCCACAUACUUUUGGUCAUGUAAUUUACUAUCUGAUGUGCUAUGUUACACCCUGUUGUGUAUUGGUUUAGUUCUGUACUAUAGGUUGGUUGAAGAGAUGUCAGUCAGUUAAACAGGUUGGCCAGAGAGAGCAAACAGAGAACAUCAUGUGGCAACAGAAGGCAUUGAAGUACCUCACCCAGUGCUCAUUAUUUGUUGCACAAAUCCAUUGAUGCUUACAUUGCCAUCCUUUGCUGUAUAUAUUUUUGUUUUGAAAUAAAUAAAUAAUUCAGACUUGUA
Oncorhynchus kisutch (coho salmon) is the source of this 6888-nucleotide messenger RNA. RefSeq names its product protein transport protein Sec31A-like. Gene Ontology annotation, biological process: endoplasmic reticulum to Golgi vesicle-mediated transport; COPII-coated vesicle cargo loading; endoplasmic reticulum organization. Gene Ontology annotation, molecular function: protein binding; structural molecule activity. The transcript has 27 exons. Bases 170 to 4015 code for a protein of 1281 amino acids. Gene Ontology annotation, cellular component: endoplasmic reticulum exit site; COPII vesicle coat. The record is from RefSeq and is a predicted model, not a curated record. NCBI's taxonomy places the organism in Eukaryota, Metazoa, Chordata, Actinopteri, Salmoniformes, Salmonidae.